AUUUUGAAAAUUGCACAUUAGGUGCUAUUUCUUGGAAACUUCCUGCCGGCCCCUCGAAGACACUAUCUCUUAUCUCUCCUUCAAGACUGGAAAUAUCUCACAAAUUUGCAUAAUUUUCUACCGGGAAUUUUUCAUAUUAGAUUGGUUUUGGUACACAAGUAUAAAUAUAUUUGUAUGUAGAAUCACAGUUCCUUUUUUUUCCCCCUCCGUUUUGAAGAAAAAUAUUGGGAUAUUUUGGCUCAACUGAGACAGUUUCUGAGUUCAAAUCCUUUUGCAUCAGUAGAAAAAGCAGAAAUUAACAAUAAAGGUGAAAGCGUCGACCUUUAUCACCUGUUUCUCUUCUUUGCCUUUGUUUUCAAGUGGGCUGCUUUAAGGGAUCUUGAUCUGUGUGUAAAUGUGGCUACUUUUUUUUCGUUUCUGCAGUUGAGUGUUUCUGGAGAUUAGGAGAUGGGAUCUGUUGAAGAAAAGAUAGACCUUGAUUCUGAUGAGGAGAUCCCCUUUAGUGUGUCGCAGCCUACGAAUAAAAUGCAUUCGUUGAAUUUUGAACCUUCGCGUCAUAUCUUGGCACACCCACAAUUUUCAGCUUCUUGGGUGAUAAGGAAGGUGAAUCGAGUCAGCAUCCUCAGAAGUAUAUACAUUGUCUUGAUCAAGGCGAGGAUCAACGUGUUGCUUCCAUUCGGGCCCUUAGCGAUAUGUUUACACUAUUUCACCAAAUUGCAUGGAUUGGUCUUCUUCUUUAGCUUAAUUGGCAUUAUUCCAUUGGCAGAGCGCCUCGGUUAUGCUACUGAGCAACUUGCAUGUUAUACUGGUCCCACUGUUGGGGGUCUUCUAAAUGCUACAUUUGGAAAUGCUACUGAGAUGAUAAUUUCAAUUUAUGCAUUGAAAAACGGAAUGAUAAGGGUUGUUCAGCAAUCGCUACUGGGUUCCAUCUUGUCAAAUAUGCUCUUGGUUCUCGGUUGCGCCUUCUUCUGCGGUGGGCUCGUUCAUCAUCAAAGAGUGCAGCUUUUCAAUAAGGCCACUGCGCUUGUGAAUUCAGGGCUGUUGUUGAUGGCGGUUAUGUGCAUAUUGUUCCCGGCCGUUCUGCAAUUUACUCAUACAGAAGUGCACAAGGGCAAGUCAGAGAUGGCUCUUUCGCGAGUCACUAGUUGUGUUAUGCUGAUUGCUUAUGCGAGCUACCUUUUCUUUCAGCUCAAGAGUCAGAAUAAUCUGUAUAGUUCUCUCGAUGAGGUUAGGGAUAAUGAUGAACCUGAUGAUGAUGAAGUCCCUGAGAUCAACCCAUGGGAAGCAAUCGGGUGGCUUGCUAUGUUGACUCUAUGGAUAUCCCUUCUAUCUGGAUAUCUUGUCGAUGCAAUACAGGGAGCAUCCGAUUCAAUGAACAUGCCCGUUGCUUUUAUUAGUGUCAUUUUGCUUCCAAUCGUUGGGAACGCUGCUGAACACGCUAGUGCUAUCAUGUUCGCGAUGAAGGACAAGCUUGACAUAACUAUUGGAGUUGCGAUCGGAUCUUCUACUCAGAUAUCAAUGUUUGUAAUUCCGUUUUGUGUGAUUGUUGGUUGGAUUAUGGGAAAGCCUAUGGAUUUGAAUUUUCAACUCUUUGAGACUGCCACACUAUUUAUCACGGUAUUAGUGGUGGCGUUUAUGCUUCAGGAAGGUCAAUCAAACUAUUUUAAGGGUUUGAUGCUUAUUUUAUGUUAUAUCAUCGUCGCAGCCAGUUUCUUUGUGCACAUUGAUCCAACAAAGGAGGAUGAUUGAGUUUGGAGUGGUGAAGCGCGUGGUGCUUGAGAAGAUUUCGAGCCCCUUUGUAAGAACACAUGUAGCAGCUACUAUUCUUUAACUUUUUGUUCAUUGGCGAGGGGAUGGCGUCGUUGCUGGGAUGACGUGUGGAGGGCAGCGCGUGAUUUCUGCUCGUGAAGGAGCAGUCCUGCAGCAGGUAAAACCUACUACAGCCACUGCAUUCCCCUGCAUUAAUAUGUUGUACUUUGAUAGUUUCAUCACGUUGCUCGUGUGAAAAUCGACUAAAUUUUUGGCCAGUUGUAGCGACACAGGUUGUAAUUUUUAGUGAAUUUAGAUUGAAUGCAAAAGAAUUGGGGCAUCUUCUUGAAUUGGAUCGUCUCAAAAUGUAUCUUUAUUGAAGCAAAUGCGUUGUCAUCA
Messenger RNA from Salvia miltiorrhiza (redroot sage), 2148 nucleotides. RefSeq names its product vacuolar cation/proton exchanger 3-like. Gene Ontology annotation, cellular component: plant-type vacuole membrane. The record is from RefSeq and is a predicted model, not a curated record. NCBI's taxonomy places the organism in Eukaryota, Viridiplantae, Streptophyta, Magnoliopsida, Lamiales, Lamiaceae. The coding region runs from base 448 to 1749 and encodes 433 amino acids. Gene Ontology annotation, biological process: intracellular calcium ion homeostasis; calcium ion transmembrane transport. Gene Ontology annotation, molecular function: calcium:proton antiporter activity. The transcript has 12 exons.